Molecule: messenger RNA, 2481 nt
Organism: Hippocampus comes (tiger tail seahorse)
Lineage: Eukaryota; Metazoa; Chordata; Actinopteri; Syngnathiformes; Syngnathidae
Product: abl interactor 2-like
Exons: 12
Coding region: 517-2277 (586 amino acids)
Biological process (GO): neuron migration
Cellular component (GO): actin-based cell projection; lamellipodium; SCAR complex
Molecular function (GO): signaling adaptor activity; SH3 domain binding
Source: RefSeq, a predicted model, not a curated record
ACCAGCACAAAAAAUCCUGCUGUGUGUCGUCACAAUUCUCAAACACAACGCAGUCGGAGUUACGCACCAGUUACAGCAGUACUGUUCAUAUUAUAGGUGAUUUCAGUCAUCAUAAUGUAUUGUUUUAAAUCGCUAUAUUUGACAUAACACUGCAGAAAUGUUUCAUGUAUUUGUACAGUUUGGACAUCAUUGUUAAUCAAACAUAUAACGGGUAAUAAGAAUAAUAAUUUUGUGCGCUAUAGUAUUACAAAUUUAAAUGAGCACAUUUGCAAAGAUGUUGAGAUGCUCAAAAUGUAGAAAAAUCUAAGAACCCCCCAAAAAAAUGAAUGAAUUCUCUCACAAGUGGGAGUUGUAAAGUGAUGCGUUUAGGACCUUCGUGUAUAACUGGGACACUCAUCAUUUACUUUUACUAACUCGCACAAAAACAAAAAGGAACCACAAAAUAAUUCAUCUCCAAAAGUUCACACAGUAAAUUGUUGCCAUUAUUUUAACAAAUCAACCAUUUCUUCAUCUAAAAUGCCGUCCGUCCCCGUUUUCAAAAGCGUUGAUCGCGUGAGAGUGACGAUUUAUCCCAGGCUACAUGAAAGCAUCAGCACGCGGGGCUUGUGCUGUGGCGGCAAUUCAGGCAAACAUGUAAUGAUGGCGGAGCUUCAAAUGCUUCUCGAGGAGGAGAUCCCCGCAGGGAGAAGGGCCCUCCUUGACAGUUUUCCCAACCUGGAUAGGGUGGCCGAGUACUGCGAGACCAACUAUAUCCAGGCCUCGGACAAGCACGGAGCCCUGGAGGAGACCAAGAGCUACACGACGCAGUCCGUGGCCAGCGUGGCCUACCUCAUCAACACUCUGGCCAACAACAUGCUGCAGAUGCUCGACAUCCAGACGUCACAGUUGCGGUGCAUGGAGAGCUCCGUCAACCACAUCGCACAGACGGUGGGCAUCCACAAGGAGAAGGUGGCGAGGCGGGAGAUCGGCGUGCUGACCGCCAAUAAGAACGCCAGCCGCGCCCACAAGAUCGUGGCGCCGCCCAAUCCCGAGAGGCCGCUGCGCUACGUCCGCAAGCCGGUGGAUUUCGGCGCGCUGGAUGACGUCGGGCACGGCGUCAAGUGGUUGCUGAGGUUGAAGGUGAACGGGUCGGAGAACAUGAAGGGGCCCGGGUCCAGCCCCCCAAGCCAGAAAGCCCCCAGCCCCCCCAGGGCGAGACGCAGCAUCUUUGGGAAGAGCUCCCCCUACAGGACCCUGGAGCCCGUGCGGCCUCCGGUGGUCCCCAACCACUACGCUUGCAGCACCACUACCAGGAACCCCAACGACAACAUGGCUGCUCACAGCCCUCGCCCGCGCACGUACAGCGGCAGUAGCGGAGGGAGUCACCCCAGCGGCAGCAGUCGGAGCAGCAGCAGAGAGAACAGCGGCAGCGGGAUCCCCGUGGCGACGCCAUCCCCGCCCGCCAUCUUUCCAGUCUCCCCGAGCGCCGGACCCGCUAGCUCGUCUUCUAGCGCCCCCAACUCUUCACCGACCUCCUCUUCCUCCUUCUCAUCAUCCUCUUCAUCCUCCGCAACCCUCACCCUGCCGCCGUCCUUGCCGCAUGUCCCCCCGCCCUCUCCGUCCAAGCCCAACGAGAUCCCCGGCACCGCCUACAUCCUACCUUCACCACCUCCCUCCCCCAACUCCUCUUCACCCAAGGAAGGUGGAUUGGUGCCUCAGUUCUUCAGCAUGAACCGCCCUCAGCCUCGCCAGCAGACGCCGCAGGUGGGCGGCUCCCUGCCCUACCGCCGUCCGCCCUCUGUCACCGGACAGCCGCUCGGCACGCAGAGUGACCAGGUCAACGGCGGGCCCUACUUCAACGGCCAAAGCCCGGCCUCUCCGCCACCCUCCCUCCUCCAAUUCACUCCUCAACUCCCUCUCAUGGGCUUUGUGGCUCGCCUUCAGGAAUCCAUCUCAGACGGGGCAACAUCCCUCCGGCCGGCUUCGGAAGAGACAGCGUCCGCUCGGGCCCCCCAGGAUGACGACGUCCAGGGGGGUGAGGGGGACUCUGCGGUAGUCGAGUACCACGACCCGUAUGCAGAGGAAGAUCCCCCCUGGGCUCCCAGGAACUACCUGGAGAAAGUGGUGGCUGUCUACGACUAUACGGCCGACAAGGAGGACGAGCUGUCUUUCCAGGAGGGCGCCAUCAUCUACGUACUGAAGAAGAAUGAAGACGGCUGGUUCGAAGGCGUUAUGAAUGCCACCACCGGACUCUUCCCCGGGAACUACGUGGAGUCCAUCAUGCACUACACAGACUGAGGUUUUUUUUUCCUACCCACAAGCCCUUGCUCUUACAGUGACGGUGCCUCCGAGCCUUGUGUUGUUGAUGUUGUGAAGUGGAUCCCGGUGGGCAAUUUAUCUACCCUUGAAGUUUACAGUGUCUUUGCGUGCAGGUGUACUGUGUUUACAUUUAUAUACGUACAGUAUUAAAAGCCAUAUUUUAUAUUUUGUUCUUUGCUUUAU